AUGCCUGCCAACAUCAUAGGGAAACACUUUGUGUGCCCCCCUGCCGCCCCCGCAGUGACUCUGGGACCAAACCCCAGCACCUCCUCCCUGCAGAAGUUGGAGCAGGGGCACUCCACCAGCCACCGCCCUGCCCACACGCAGCAUCCUUGGUGGCCUUUGGCCAUGGCAACCCUGCCUGCCCAGGCCAUGCUGGUUCUGUUACCUCUAGGUGUCAGGGAGAGGGCCCGGCACCGACACCGAACAAGUGCAAUUAACGAACACAACCUGGGCCUCAGUCCUUCAGAAGCCACAGGCCCUGUUCGUGGAGGCCUGGAAGGACUUUAUGAAACCGGCCAAUCGAAUGUAGCUCCUUUUAAAUGCAGAACCACAACCAAAUGCUGUAACCACUGUGCCUCUCCAGGUCACCAGCCAGGUCAGGGAAGGCAGUGGGACUGUGAGGGGGAGUCCCCUGCCUGCCCUCUUGCACCUGUGUGUAUUCCCACAGGGACAUCAGAAUAA
This is a messenger RNA of Rangifer tarandus platyrhynchus (Svalbard reindeer), 498 nucleotides long. Lineage: Eukaryota; Metazoa; Chordata; Mammalia; Artiodactyla; Cervidae. The record is from the annotation of a GenBank genome assembly.